Patella vulgata (common limpet) is the source of this 1700-nucleotide messenger RNA. Its product is annotated as proline-rich transmembrane protein 2. The record is from RefSeq and is a predicted model, not a curated record. Bases 211 to 684 code for a protein of 157 amino acids. The transcript is spliced from 4 exons. NCBI's taxonomy places the organism in Eukaryota, Metazoa, Mollusca, Gastropoda, Patellidae. Gene Ontology annotation, cellular component: membrane.
AUAGCCGAACUAUUUCAACAUUCAUUUUCAUUCGGUGAAAUUUCCACCAGAAGAGAUAUUGCGCAACAGACCCCAUAUACUAGGCCCGUUUCUUUACUUGUGACGUAUUCUGUGGGAUAAAGACGCAAGACAGGCAGUAGGGUGAAUCAGUUCACGUGAAGUUGUUGGUCUUAAUAAUAACGACACAAAAUAAAAUAGGGAGUAAUAAUCAUGUCGAAGCAAGAAUUCUCAGAUGUUAAGGAUCCCCAAGGAUACCCCCCGCAGCAAGGAUACCCCCCACAACAAGGAUAUCCCCCGCAAUAUAACUCUCAGCAGGGAUAUCCCCCACAACAAGGAUAUGGUCAAGCGCAAUACCCAGCCGGUAGCAAUGUUAUUGUAACAACACAGCCACAGCCGUCAACACUCUACGUGACAAAACCCCAGGAUUAUCUGGGAUUCUCCAUCUUCGUUUGUCUGUGCUGUUUCUGGCCAAUUGGAAUAGCUUCAAUAAUUUAUUCAUGCGGGUCACGUGAUGCCUUUACUGCUGGAGAUGUGAACACUGCUCAAGCCAAGGCAUCAACAGCUCGUACUUUAAACAUUAUUGGCCUGGUACUGGGUAUUAUUUGUAUCAUAGUAGGCAUAGUUCUCAGGGUGGUCGUUUAUUCAACGGCAGUAGUAACCACCAGGUCUACUACUUAUGGAUAAUCGAGUACAAUAUAUUAUGCACUGGACACUCGUGGUUACUUAUAAAUAUUAACUAAUAAUGAUAAAGACAAAAAAUAGGGUUUACCUUUCUACUGUUCUACUCUUGACUGGGCUAUUUAAGACGCCAUACCACAGUCUGCUGUGAGGGAAAUUUUGCCAAGGUUGCGGCACUAUGGCCUACUCUUAUAUCCCUACUCUUAUAUCGAAUUCCAACUGCCAUGGGUUCUUUUAUGCGCACGCCAAUGUUUACCCUUUAUCCAUAUUUCGUCCCAUCCUAAAGACUAGACACUGUUCCUUGUCGGGCCAUCCUUCCUACACUACUGACAAGGGAAAACCGCGCCGGAAAUUCCCGAGGAACUUUGUCGGCCAACACUGGAAGCGAACCCGAGAUCUCAUGGCUAGCGCUAGCGGCUCCCUAAUGCACGAACUUAAUUAAAUUAUCUAUGCAUUAAAAUAAAAUCUACUUUACGGAAUGUCUUUUAUAUAACUUACGAUUUUAUCAUUAAAUAUAAUAUUGUUGUUAGAUUAUCUCUUUUCUUUAUUGUAUCCCAUUUUAUCAUUAAACAAUCUCCUUUCUUUGCCAUAAUAUCACAUUUUAUGUAACCGAAAAUAUCCAUGGCUAUUUUUGUUAGUAUUUUUGUGGGUGUGGUGUAGGAUGGGGUGGUUUUUAUGUAUUUAUUUUUGUUUGUUUGUUUUAUCUUUGUUUAAAAACAGCGAUGAAUAAUAUUUAUCUUUAAUUGUUGAUAUAAAUAUUAUCUGUGACUAAUAAGUAUAAUUUUUCUUUCCUAUUUUUAAUUGCUUGUUAAGCUUAUUCAUAGUUUAUACACAUGUGCAGCAAGUGGCUUUCCUUUUAUAAAUGUAGUUUUUAUUAUUAUUAUUAUUAUUAUUGCAGUGUAUAUUCAAUGGAUGUCGGAAAAAAACUUUCUUGUUCUUUUCUAUUUUUUUUACUAAAUUAAAACUGCAAUGUUUUAAAAUUGUGCAAGUAAUUGUACUUGUUAAUAAAUAAGUUUUUUUUU